Acaulospora morrowiae is the source of this 1275-nucleotide messenger RNA. The record is from the annotation of a GenBank genome assembly. Lineage: Eukaryota; Fungi; Glomeromycota; Glomeromycetes; Diversisporales; Acaulosporaceae.
AUGUCAAACCCAGCGAAACCAAUAUCCAUCAACCAAAAUCAAGACUAUGGUUCAACAUCCACACGACAAGAUAUAUCGAUACCUAUAAACGAACCAAAUUCAGAGAAUUCCUUUACACGAGAAGAACAUGUUGAAACCAUUGGCAACCUCUCUUUGAUACGCCGCGUUUUAUUUUCGACCAAAUUAAAUAUUUUGUUGAUACUAUUGCCUUUCGGGAUUGCAUCUCACUAUCUACGCUUUGAUGACACAAUAAUUUUUAGUAUAAAUUUUCUCGCCAUAAUACCAUUAGCUAAGUUGCUUGAAUUGGCUACUGAAGGUGUUUCGCGUAGGGUCGGCCAGGCAUUUGGUGGUUUACUGAACGCGACUUUUGGAAAUGCAAUAGAACUAAUAGUUUCAAUUAUCGCGUUGGCGCACGGUGAACUCCGAAUUGUUCAGGCUUCGAUACUAGGCUCCAUAAUCUCUAACCUCCUUUUAGUACUCGGAUUUUGUUUUUUGAUCGGAGGAUUUUACCACCGCGAACAGAAAUUCGAUCAAACUGUGGCGCAGACUAGUUCGAGCUUAAUGGCACUAGCGUGUAUUGGGUUGAUUAUUCCAGCUGCAUUUAACGUUCUGGAUUUGAGUCGUGGAACGGCAAUAGUUCUGUUGAUCGUCUAUAUACUUUAUUUGUGUUUUCAGUUAGGAACACAUGCUAAUCUCUAUGCUGAUGAAAACAAAGAAGCUGAUUCAUCGGAUGAUAUACCAAUGUCACUCAAGCAAUCAAUCUUUAUGUUAGCUUUUGUCACACUAUUCGUCACCUUCUCUGCCGAAUACUUGGUAGGAUCGCUUGAAGGACUCGUUGAACACUCGGGGAUAAGUAAAACAUUUGUUGGUUUUAUCUUGUUGCCAAUUGUCGGCAACGCUGCCGAGCACGUAACUGCAGUAUCCGCCGCGAAAAAAGAUAAGAUGAAACUUGCUAUUUCAGUUGCAGUCGGUAGUUCGAUGCAAAUUGCAUUAUUCGUCACACCGUUCCUGGUAUUGCUCGGUUGGGCCAUCGGUCAACCAAUGUCAUUAUACUUUCACACUUUUGAAACAGUAUUACUAUUUAUUAGCGUCUUCAUCACGAGUUAUCUCAUUCAGGAUGGAGAAUCCAAUUGGUUAGAAGGUGCAAUGUUGUUGGCCACAUACACUAUAAUAUCAGUAGCAUUUUUCCUUUAUCCAGAUGCUGCGGGUCCCUUGAGCGAUGAUGAAUUGCCGCUGCCGCCGCCGCUACUUCAGACAUCAAUUAUUUUAAAUUAG